Tetrahymena thermophila SB210 is the source of this 2868-nucleotide messenger RNA. RefSeq lists its product as hypothetical. The transcript has 5 exons. NCBI's taxonomy places the organism in Eukaryota, Ciliophora, Oligohymenophorea, Hymenostomatida, Tetrahymenidae. The record is from RefSeq and is a predicted model, not a curated record.
GUAUUCAUAAAAAAUAAAACAAGUUAAAAGGAAAAGAAUAAUAGUGUUUUCUGCUAAAAUAACUAAAAUUAUAAAUUUUAUAACUUAAAUCUAUAAUAAAUCUCAAAGAAUUUAACACUAACAAACUAUUAUUUUAGGCAAAUGAUUAAAGAAGCUGAGUGCUCUCUGAAAAUUCCAUAAACAUUCUGCCAAGUCCACACUGAAAGAUCAGUUCUUUCAGUAUGUUUGGAUCAAGAUUGCUCAUACAGAGGAAUGUUCUGCUAUCAGUGCAUAAAAUAUCACUAUUAGCAUCUUGACAAGACUUUUGAAAUUAAAGAGUUCCUUAAUCUCAUCAGUGAAAAUAUAAAUGACCUCUCUUUUAAUAUGCUUCCUACUAGUCCCUCACCAUCACUCAAAGAUAUUUAUAAAAAUAAAUUUGAUUAGCUUCAUCUAAAUAAGGAAAAUCUCCUGAGAUAAAAGGAAUUGGUUAUCGAGGCAGUUUGCAAAUAUGUAGAUUUGGCAAUUGAGAAUGCUGAAAAUAAAGUUGAAUUAAUAGAAACUAAAAAUCCUGCAAGCCAAGAUACUCAGUCUUUAUAGGAGUUAACUACUUAUCAAGAAAAAUUUUUUGACCUGGCUAACUUGCAACCAGAUGAGCUAUAUGAUUUGUUAAUAUAUUUUUCUAAAUUCAUUCAUAAAGAAGAUGACAAAAUAGAAAUUGUUAACUAUUCUCCAUCAAAUGGAUAAAUUCCUAAAAGUUAGUCUUUGAUGAUUGAGAACGAUCUAGACAACACAAGCUAAAAUUUAAGAAACUCUGAGUUGGUUCUUUAGAAAUUAACAGGAAUAUUAGAUCAUCUCCCUCCAGAUGAUAGAAGCGCUCACCAAAAAUUAAGCUGCUUAAAAAUAGCUCCAUAAUAAACACCUCGUCGUUUUGGUUAACCAGUCACUUUUCAACCAAAUCCUAAUCCUAGUUUUGGAGGAUACAAUAAUACAUACCACCAUAACAGUAUAAGUUUGAGUAACCACUUUUAGAGAGCUUCUUCAAAUCAAGGGAACAAUUAGGGAUAGAUGAAUAAUAUGAAUAAUCAUGAUAAUAACCAUAAUAAUAAUAUCAGAAAUAACCAUUUUUCUAGCAGUAAUAAUUAUUAAAACCAAAGUGGCUCUAACAGUGGAUAAAACAGCAAUAAAUUUACUCAUUACACAAAUAAUAAUCCUUCUUAAAAUUCUAAUAAUACUUAAUAGACAAGAGAGAGAGAAGAAUCAAACAAUUCUAACAAUAAUAACAAUAACAAUAAUAAUAGUAAUAAAGAAUAAUCAUAAUAGAACAAUGAUGGAGGAGAGAAUAGUAAUAAUGGGGCUUCCAGUUUUUUGUAGAAGUUUUAACAAAAAUUAAAUGAAAAUAGUAAAAAUUAAAGUGAAAGUUAACAAAAUAGCUAAAGCAAUAGCAGUAGCUCCACAGCUUAAUCUUCAUAAUAGAACUCCUAAAAUAACUCAAAUAAUAUAUCUUAGCAAAUAAAUAACAAUAAAGCAUAAGGAAGUGGUUAAGCAAAUAUUACUAAACUCUAAAAUUUAGUCUAGUAAUCAAAUGCCUAAAUGGCUUAAUCAAAUAGUUAAACUUAAUAACUAUAAGGAUUUGCCUCUCUUGCAUAACACUUUUAGUAAUCAUCACAGUAAUAAAACUCAAAUAAUACUAGCUAAAAUGAGAGCAAUCGUAUCUCCUACUAGCAAAAGAAAUAAUAAAUAGCUAACUAAAAAAGGAACGAGUUAUUUAGUGAGUAGAGACUUGCUUUGAGAAGUGUUGAGCAUUUCUGUGAUUCCUUAGAAGUUGGUUAUAAUACUGCGUGGUGUAUAUCAUUUAGAACACAAAAAGAAUGUGCUCUGAAUGGUAUAUAUCAUAUGCCCAUUUUUGUUUAUGAUUCAACAGUUGGAGUUUCAUUAGAGAGUGCUUAUCUUCAAUUAACCUUAUUUGAAGGUAACAGCUCCUUUUCUAAAAAGCUUUAUGAGCAAUCGUUCUUAUUAAAAAAGACAACCAAACAUAUCUCCUCUGAUGAAAGUAAUUUAAUGAAUGUACUUGAGAAAUUGAAUUUGAACACUUCAUAUAAAUUGAGAAAAAAUAGUGAUUACACAAUUGUUAUAAGAAAUAAAACUUCUGAAUAAGAAGAUCCUUCAAGUUUAAAACAACUUUAUAUAUUAUAUGGCGAUGACUAAUCUGAAGAUCUUAAAAACUAGCCUGAGUCAGAAGGAGCAAAGCUAAUCUCAUUCAUAAAAACUAAUACAAGCAAUCUUUCAUAAUAAUUAGAAAAUACAAAAUUAAUUACCUAAAGCAAUGACUCUCUAGAAAAUCCCCAAUUAACUGAUUAUUUCGUACCUUAUUUAAGCAUUUCUCAUCUCAGCUAGGAAUAACAGCAUUAUAAAAAUAAUUUUUAUAGCUCUACAAACCAAACUGGAGAAGAUACUGUUCUUUAGAGCCUUCAAGAAAAUGAAUAAAAGACUCCAAAAAGGACAGAAUAUGAGCACAACCACAUAGGAAAUCAUUAUAAUAGCAAUAACAAUAACAACUAAUCUUAAAGAGGAUUUAAAGAUUUUAUGAAUAAUUUUAAAAUUGGAAAUGGUUUAGGUGGUUAAAGUAGCAGCCAGCAUGGAAACAAUUAAAAUAAUGAAAAUGAUUUCAAUAAAUAUAGUAAUAGAACAAAUUAGGGAAACAAUAAGAGAAAGUAUCUUGGUGGAGAAGGUUCUUAAACCAAUUAUAAUAGCAGUCGCUCUAGUAACUCAAAUCCUUAUAGCAAUAAUUAAAGUAGUUCAUAUCAAUAGUCUUCUUCAUAUUCUUCCAACAAUUAUGAGAAAAGUUCGAUUAUCCCUGGAUUUGUAGCUUAAAAAAAAUAAAAAAAGUGA